Messenger RNA from Esox lucius (northern pike), 1026 nucleotides. RefSeq names its product cilia and flagella associated protein 20 (gene cfap20). NCBI's taxonomy places the organism in Eukaryota, Metazoa, Chordata, Actinopteri, Esociformes, Esocidae. Bases 258 to 839 code for a protein of 193 amino acids. The transcript is spliced from 6 exons. The record is from RefSeq and is a predicted model, not a curated record. Gene Ontology annotation, cellular component: ciliary basal body; motile cilium. Gene Ontology annotation, biological process: cilium assembly; positive regulation of cell motility; regulation of cilium beat frequency involved in ciliary motility.
UUGCUGCUACAGACAGUGGGCUGGGCUGGUCGGCAACACUUUAGUAACAUUUAUGGGCUUCUCGUGUUAAUAUUCCUAGUAGAUAUACAUAUAUAUAUUUAUUAUUUUUAUCGUUUUUUUAAGCGGAACUAGGUACAAUUAUUUCGUGCCACACGGAACUUGGAGUUAAAGCAAAAGCUAAAUCAAGUAAACAAAAGUAACGUUAGCAACAAGUAACAACACAUGUGGAUGAGAGGGUGUUAAUAUAAGCACAGAAGAUGUUUAAAAACACUUUUCAAAGUGGAUUCCUAUCUAUCUUGUAUAGUAUUGGCAGCAAACCUCUUCAGAUAUGGGAUAAAAAGGUUAGAAACGGUCACAUAAAGAGGAUUACAGACAAUGACAUCCAGUCACUGGUUCUUGAAGUGGAGGGAACAAAUGUCAGCACAACCUACAUCACAUGUCCAGCAGACCCAAAGAAGACACUUGGCAUCAAACUCCCAUUUUUGGUUAUGAUCAUAAAGAACUUGAAGAAGUAUUUCACCUUUGAAGUCCAGGUGUUGGAUGACAAGAAUGUGAGAAGGCGGUUCCGUGCGAGCAACUACCAGAGCACCACUCGAGUGAAGCCCUUCAUCUGCACUAUGCCCAUGAGGCUGGACGAUGGCUGGAACCAGAUCCAGUUCAACCUGUCCGACUUCACGCGGCGGGCCUACGGCACCAACUACAUUGAGACACUGCGUGUGCAGAUCCAUGCAAACUGCCGCAUCCGGAGAGUUUACUUUUCUGACAGACUGUACUCAGAAGAUGAGCUACCGGCAGAAUUCAAACUGUAUUUACCCGUACAAAACAAAGCAAAGCAGUAGCUAUUCUCUACAACCGUAGGGAAUCUCUUCUCCGACCCCAUUCUUGAUGUGAAUUUUAUCUGCAGAUUGUCUGGUGAAUUUAUCGUAUGCUUAUUUUACUUUUACAUAUUUCAUAAACCAUGUAAUUGUUGCCUAAAUUCAAGUUUUUUCCCCCCCUGCACAAUAAACAUUUUAUAUGCACAAUAAA